Molecule: messenger RNA, 1063 nt
Organism: Fusarium oxysporum Fo47
Lineage: Eukaryota; Fungi; Ascomycota; Sordariomycetes; Hypocreales; Nectriaceae
Exons: 2
Coding region: 122-751 (209 amino acids)
Cellular component (GO): intracellular anatomical structure
Molecular function (GO): oxidoreductase activity, acting on NAD(P)H, oxygen as acceptor
Source: RefSeq, a predicted model, not a curated record
CUCCGCUAUAGGUCUAUAAAAACGCUGGAAAGCAAAAUACUACUGGACUUUCAACUUGUCUCGCAUUCUUCUUCCAUUAACAUUAUUCUCUACAUCAACUCUAACAAACAAGCUUGGCAAAAUGGACGGACGAAAGCUUGUGCUUGUGACAGGCGCCAACACCGGUCUCGGGUUCCAAAUUGUCAAGGCCAUUUGCAGCUCCGAUACAGAAUACGAGGUAUUGGUCGGAGGUAGAUCUAUCCAAAAGGCUGAGCAGGCCAUCACGAGCCUCAAGGAGCAGUUUCCCUCCAGCCAUCUUCAUGCUAUUCAAGCUGACAUUGAAGAUGAUGCAUCCAUUGUCUCUGCAUUUGAAUAUGUGAAGACCAAGUAUGGAAAACUCGAUGCUCUCAUAAAUAACGCAGGUGUCCAAUUAGACCAACAACUGGCCGCUGGCAAGAUGUCAGCAAGAGAGAUGUGGAACAAAACCUAUGAUAUCAACGUCACCGGGACCCAUCUCUUGACUUGGACUUUCGCCCCGUUGCUCCUCGAAUCCAGCGAUCCCCGCCUUAUGUUCAUCGCUAGCGGUACAUCUUCUCUUACCACGUCUGAAAAUCCAGACUUCCCUGUCAAUAGGCAGCCCAGCAAAGGGUGGCCCAAGACCCUAACUAACUUGGAUUUGCCCGCAUACCGAAGCAGUAAGACUGGAAUGAACAUGAUGAUGAGGUACCAUAUAGUCAGGCCAAUGCGAGAGAUUAAGCUAACCCCAAGUUAGGGAGUGGUUCAGGAUUCUUGGUCAGGACGGCGUUAAAGUAUGGGCUAUUAGUCCUGGAUACCUGGCAACCGGCCUUGGUCUUGGCCAAGAGACGAACAAAGCACAAGGCGCGAUUGAUCCUGCGAUUGGGGCUGCGAUUGUCAAGGAUGUUUUAAUUGGCGCGAGGGAUAAAGAUGUUGGCAAAGUCGUAUCAAAGCAAGGCAUUCAGCCUUGGUAGAGCUCAAUUCUCAUUCAUAGGUCCAGAGCCGGGGUUGCUAGAGACUCAGCUUGAAUCACAGACUGAGUCAAGGAUUCAAUAACAAGUUCAUUUCU